Orycteropus afer afer is the source of this 288-nucleotide messenger RNA. RefSeq names its product FXYD domain-containing ion transport regulator 6. Bases 1 to 288 code for a protein of 95 amino acids. Gene Ontology annotation, cellular component: membrane. NCBI's taxonomy places the organism in Eukaryota, Metazoa, Chordata, Mammalia, Tubulidentata, Orycteropodidae. Gene Ontology annotation, biological process: regulation of sodium ion transmembrane transporter activity. The transcript has 6 exons. The record is from RefSeq and is a predicted model, not a curated record. Gene Ontology annotation, molecular function: sodium channel regulator activity.
AUGGAGCUGGUGCUGAUCUUUCUUUGCAGCCUGCUGGCUCCUGCAGUCCUCGCCAGUGCAGCUGAGCAGGAGAAAGAUGAGGACCCUUUUCAUUAUGACUAUCAGACCCUGAGGAUCGGGGGCCUGGUGUUUGCUGUGGUCCUGUUCUCGGUGGGAAUCCUCCUUAUCCUAAGUCGGAGGUGCAAGUGCAGUUUCAAUCAGAAGCCCCGGGCUCCAGGAGAUGAGGAGGCCCAGGUGGAGAACCUCAUCACUGCAAACGCAACGGAGCCUCAGAAAGCAGAGAACUGA